UGGUGGCCACAUGCUUGUCAGCAGUGCAGUUGUGAACUACAUUAUUGAAAUCUGUCUGCAGUCACCCAAGAACCCUCAGAAUGAAGGACACACCGCUGUCUAACUGCGAGCGGGAUUUCUUGCUCAAAGCGAUCGAAGAGAAAAAGCGUCUGGAUGGACGACAGACCUACGACUACAGAAAGAUGAAGAUCACAUUUGGGACUGACUAUGGAUGCUGCUUUGUGGAUCUGGGAAAAACCAGGGUCAUGGCCCAGGUGUCAUCUGAGCUGGUGACUCCUAAAGAAAAUCGACCAAACGAGGGAAUCAUGUUCUUCAACAUCGAGCUGUCACCCAUGGCCUCACCAGCAUUUGAACAAGGCAGACAGUCUGAGUUGUCAGUGAAGUUAAACAGACAGCUGGAGAGAUGCUUGAGGAACUCCAAGUGCAUUGAUACUGAGUCCCUGUGUGUGGUGUCUGGAGAAAAGGUGUGGCAGAUCAGAGUGGAUGUUCACAUGUUGAAUCAUGAUGGGAACCUGAUGGAUGCUGCCAGCAUCGCUGCCAUCACCGCUCUGUGCCACUUCAGACGUCCUGAUGUCGGCAUCCAGGGAGAUGAAGUCACAGUGUACAGUCCAGAGGAGAGAGACCCUAUUCCUCUGAGCAUCUACCACAUGCCCAUCAGUGUCAGCUUCUCCUUCUUCCAACAAGGAACCUACCUGCUGGUCGACCCCUGUGAACGGGAGGAGCGGGUGAUGGACGGCUUGCUGAUGAUCGCCAUGAACAAACACAGAGAAAUCUGCUCCAUUCAGUCCAGCGGGGGCAUCAUGUUGCUUAAAGAGCAGGUUAUGAGAUGCAGUAAAAUAGCCAGCGUUAAAGUGUCUGAAAUCACAGAGCUCCUCAGCAAAGCCCUGGAGAACGACAAGAAAGCAAGGAAGGAGGGUGGUAGGUGUGGUUUUGCGGAGUCCAUGCCACAGGAGCGAAUCACAGCACUGAAAAUAGACGAGACCUCAGUGGAGAUGACGGAUGUGACGGAAAGAGCCAAAGACAUCGUCCAGAAAGCCGAGGCUCCACCUCAGAUGGUGCGUUCCCCUGUGGUGCCCGUCCCAGGUGUGGGUCAGGUAGGGCAGGGACUGCAGAACACCUGGGGACUGGAGGAGGAGGAGGAGGAGGAGGAGGAGGAGGAAGAGGAAGCAGAAGAAUGUGACAACAGUGAUGAAGAACAGGAGGAAAAGGUUACAAAGAUGGAAGAGGAACAGCAUGAAAAGGAAGCGAGCAGAGGAGAUGUGGUUGAGAUAUCUGACAGUGAAGAGGAGGAUGUGGUCAUACUUCAUCCAGAGACACCAGACAAAACUCCGAAGUGGGUGCACCCGUUUUUCUAUGCACAGCAACUGAGAAGGUAUGCAUGUAUGUUUUUUUUUUUUUUGUUUUUUUUUAAAUUUACAUCCUUUUUCUUGCUCCUAGAAAUACAGAAAGCAGGUCCCACCAGAAGGGGGCAGCAGCAUCAAAGAAAAGACAGAAAAAAAUGAAAGACUGAUCCCAUGGAGCUUCCUGCAGCCAGAGAUCUGCAUAUCUGCAGCAGUGCCAGACACUGCAGCACCUCCUCAUAACAAAGACCCCCAUUCUGGCUAAAAUGACCCCAAAAUGCCAUGGGUGAGGAUUGGGAUCAAAUACGGAACAGAAACACUUCCAAGUGUUGGUUUUUUACACUUAGAACAUGGAGUUUACUUCUUGUUUGUAGCCAUUUGAACCGAUUUAGAAACAGACUGCGCCUACAAAUGAAUAGAAAAGGAUUUUUAACAAUGAAAGGAUUUUGGUAGUAGUAUUAAAUAAAGUAUCUUCAACCACUCUUGGAGGUUAAGCAGACUUUUACAUUUCAGUUAUGUUUGCAAAGUGCUUUAUUUUGUGAGGAAAAUGGGAUCCGUGAUAUUGUAUAUCAAAAUAAAAA
Molecule: messenger RNA, 1921 nt
Organism: Anarrhichthys ocellatus (wolf-eel)
Lineage: Eukaryota; Metazoa; Chordata; Actinopteri; Perciformes; Anarhichadidae
Gene: exosc9
Product: exosome component 9
Exons: 11
Coding region: 81-1502 (473 amino acids)
Biological process (GO): U5 snRNA 3'-end processing; U1 snRNA 3'-end processing; rRNA catabolic process
Cellular component (GO): cytoplasmic exosome (RNase complex); nuclear exosome (RNase complex)
Molecular function (GO): mRNA 3'-UTR AU-rich region binding
Source: RefSeq, a predicted model, not a curated record